Molecule: messenger RNA, 3236 nt
Organism: Sinocyclocheilus anshuiensis
Lineage: Eukaryota; Metazoa; Chordata; Actinopteri; Cypriniformes; Cyprinidae
Product: protein FAM102B-like
Exons: 11
Coding region: 314-1411 (365 amino acids)
Source: RefSeq, a predicted model, not a curated record
CACACAAUACAGCAGCAGCACUACACAAGCUUCCGCGGAGCGGAACAGUCUAUCAUCCACUGACUGCAUAUCCAUUUUCAGCACCAUUUUUGAUUGUAACGAUGUAGUUAAUGAUAGAAGGAUCCGUUAUGACUGUAUUAUCAUCGUUAGCUUAGCUUUUUAUUUUAAGCAAAGGGGAUUCCAGCUAACGGCUAUCAGCUCUAACAACAGAGGUUCACCAAAGAUGAGCAAACAAAAGUACUAAUGCUCCUCCACAGCGAAUGACCAAAAGCAUUAUCGAGCGAUAACAGGACUGGUGGGAAUCGACGUCAAGAUGAUGAAGAAAAAGAAGUUUAAGUUCAGAGUUGAUUUUGAGCUGGACGAACUGUCGUCGGUUCCGUUCGUCAACGGAGUUCUGUUCUGUAAAGUCCGCCUGCUUGACGGUGGAUUCUCGGAGGAGUCAUCGCGCGAGACGGUCCAGGCAAACUGUGUACGCUGGAGAAAAAGAUUCUCCUUCCCCUGUAAAAUGAGCGCUAAUGCUGGAACCGGAGUCCUUGACCCCUGUGUGUGUCGAGUUUCAGUCAGAAAGGAACUGAAAGGUGGAAAGACUUAUGCAAAGCUGGGUUUUGCUGAUCUCAACCUGGCGGAGUUUGCAGGAUCGGGUAGCACCACACGCAGGUGUCUAUUGGAGGGUUAUGACACCAAAAACACUAGACAGGACAACUCCAUCCUUAAGGUGAUUAUCAGCACACAGCUGAUGUCUGGGGACCCCUGUUUCAAAACGCCUCCAUCCACCGCAACGGUAAUAGGCAUUCAGGGUGAUGCAGAGAGCCUGCUGGAAGACAGGAAAGGAGGAGACACACAGAAACCGAGUCUUUCAGAGACAUCAGGGAAGUGUGGCUCUCUGCCUGAUGAGCUCGGGCUGUGUGGACACUCUCGAACGUCCAGUUAUGCUAGUCAGCAGUCCAAAGUAUCAGGCUAUAGUACAAGUCACUCACGUUCCUCCAGUCUGUCGGAGUUCUCCCACAGGAGGAACACUUCGAUCGGGAGCGCUUCCACCGGCAUUGCUAGCAUCCCUGAGCCCAGUGAGGAGAGUGACCAAACUACAGUACCCCCUACAGCCCCGGGGGUCUGCGCUGCUGUGCCUGAACACCCAUCAACCCCUGACAGAGCUGCCAACAGGUAUCCAGUGAAACAGGAUUCAAUGGAGUCUCAGCUGAAAAGAGUGGAUGCCACACGGGUGGAUGCCGAUGACGUAGUUGAGAAGAUUUUGCAAAGCCAGGAUUUCACCCACAGUCUGCUGGACUCCAGCACUGAAGAGGAAGGUCUGCGCUUGUUUGUGGGUCCUGGUGGGAGCACAGCACUUGGUAGCCAUCACCUUCCUGCCAGAGUUGGAGCUGGUGCCUACGAACAGGUGGUGAUCAAACGCUAGAGUUGGGAGAUGACAGAAGGAGAAGUGUCAAAAACCAAAGUCUGUUUCGUGGGAGGAGAAAGGGACUAAGAGAUUCAGACAUGUUCGUCUCCUCUCACAUUAGGAGUGUUUGUCACGAACCUGUUUCAUCCUUGGAAUGGUAAAGAACCGACAGCUCCUCUGUAUGAGGCUGCCAUUAUAGGUGUCUUGUGUUUCACUGUGAGGUCAAGUUUGUCUCCCAAUACGUCCGCUUUGAAAAUCAAAGAGCGUUUUUCUUGCAUAUUUUUUAAAAUGUAUAUUUCAUAUUAUUGUUUUAGUUUGUUUUUACCCAUGUUUACAUGUUUGUGAGCCAUGUCAGUAACAUUUGAUGGAUUGUAUUAAUCUUUUACAGUACAUAUGAGGUGUAUACUCUCUGCAGAUGAAGGUGACCCCUUUGCAAAAUGUUUUUGUCAUCUCAUUACUGUCAGAAUGGAAAUCAAACCGUCCUCACUCACCCACAGCGUCUCACUUUGUGCGUGUGAGAAGUCGCGAUGCGUUUUGACAGAUGGAGCCGUUUUCAGACUUGAAAAAAUGUCCAUUUGAAUAGCACUUUGAAUUGAAGGACUUUCUGUGUAUCUCCAACACUAUAGGGAGUUUUGAGGCUGAGCUGUUGAUCAAGUUAACCCAUACACGGAAAAUGUGUAUUUCUUCUUUAUUCAUUGUCUUAAAUGACUUUCAGCUUGAGAAAACUCCUACAGCUGCAUUAUAUGUUGAAUGAGACUACUUAUGAAAUUUUGCAAUUCAAUAUAUUGACAUAUUAGCUACCUAAAAUCCGAGCAGGUGAAUAUCUGAUAAGUACGUUUCUGGCAUCAUUAAUAUCUCGUAAAUAUAUUGGCUUUCAUGCAAGGACAAAAUGAGCCAAGCUGUUCUCAAGCUACAAUUAGUAACAUGGCAGCACAGAACAAAGUAUUUAACUAUUUCAGCAAUGCUUGAAACAUUUAGCACAAGGCUCUUGAGGCGUGUAGCUCUUUUUAUCCUCUCUAUAACACUACAAAACCUUUUUUUUCCCCCCAUGUUUUUGUAGUUACUUGAUGCAUCACUAAAAUGAAGGUAUUGACUAUUUUCAUAGUAUCUCUGUCUGUAAGAUCAGCUAUAGGGCAUAUCAGAGUCAUACAUUAGUGCUUCUCUAGUUUUAUGUGACCGUAUGCCCAUCUCUUCUCAGAAUCCAUUCGCUGUUUUAUUAAUAUAAACUCACUUGCCUCUACAAUUUAAAUGUGUGUGAGGAUUCGCAGUUGAGCGCGAGUGUACAAUUUAUUUGUAGCACUUGAUUAUAUCAUAACUGUCUAGAGUUAUAUUGUAGAAAUGCAUGGGUGUCACACCUACUCAAUGUGUCCAAAGCAUUUUGUGUAGUCUUUGCUAACUCCAUCAGAUUGAUCCAGAUCUGUUGAGAUCCAAACACAAAAAAAAAAAACAUUGACGGGAAGCUUGGAUUCAACUCGGCCAUACAUCUCAGGUUUAUUAUUUUAUCUUACGCAAUUACUGCACAAAUAUCAAAGCACCACACUGCGAUUGUACAGAGCUCCUAAAGAGACAUGGUGAUAUGUCUAAAUAAGAGAUGGGAGGAAAAAUUAUAUAUCAGUGCUUUUGCGUUCUCUCGCAAAUGUUUUGGAUUGCUUAGACAAACUUUGUUCACUUGCAAAACCUUUGCGUUCAACUGAGAAACGUUAUGUUCACUUGAAAAGAGUGAGUGCAAAGCUUCUCGUGGGAACACAAAGAUUUUGCAUGCAAACAAAAGUUUCUUGUGGGAAUGAAAACACUUUGCAUGAAAACGCAAAUCUUUAUUGUGGGAAUACAAGCAUUUUGUGAG